AUGGAAGUCCCUGAACCCCAUCAUGGGGGAGAAAAAACAUUACUUGUAGAAAAUCAUAGCGGAACAACUCCUGGAGAACAGGACGGCUCAAAGAAUGAUGGUAUGCCAAGUGGCGGACCCCAGCCGAGUGGUCACCAAGACCCUCAGACGGACCACAAUGCAGCCGUAAAUGCGAAGGCAAAAGAAAAUAAAGGUGGCUACAGCAUCGCAGCGGAUGAGGUAUGGGCACCACAUCGAAAGCAUGCGACUAAAUUUGACGUUGUACUGCUUCUCUGCGGCACUCUCCUGAGCGCGGGUGUCGGGGCACUGCUGCCCGUCUUCUUUCUCGUUUUUGGUGACCUUAUUGAACAAAUGAAUACGACUCUAGAUACGGAUUACUAUGUCCGCUUUAUGGCUUGGCUAGGACUAGCUGCAUUCGUUUCUGGUUCGGUCUCAACAGCCUGUUUUGAAGUCGCUGCUGACAGGCAGGUCAAGGCUUUUAAGGAGCAAUACUUUCAAUCCGUCGUUCGGCAGGACAUGGCUUGGUAUGAUCAAAGCAAUGUAGGGAGCCUUGCUUCACGUCUGCUAUCAAACAUUGCUUCCAUCCGUAGCGGCAUCGGCCUAAAACUGUGCAUGCUCAUUCAGCUUUUCGUUGUGAUAAUUGGGGCCCUUGUUGUUGGCUUCAUCAAGAGUUGGAAGCUUACACUGGUUUCGGCGGCAGCGGUUCCCGUAGUGGGGGGCUUCGGCGCCUUGGUUGCGUGGGCAAUUCAUAAGCAGGAAAUUGACCCAACAGAUGCGGCGAAGUGCUGUGCCUGCGCUUCUGUCUGUGCACUCAUAGAAUCUUAUGCCAGCGCCGGGGCUGUUAGCGAGGAAGCCUUUAUGGCAAUGAGAACUGUCGUAUCUAUGGGAUUGGAAGAGCAUAUGACCGAAAAAUACAGGCGGAAUCUCAAGCAUGCCGAGAAGGCUGCGCUCCGUGCAUCGGUUUGGGUGUCACUGGGCUUGGCUGGCUUGAUGGCAUCCAUGUUCUUCAUGAGCGCUUUGGGUUUGUGGUAUGGCGGUCACCUGUUGGCGGACAGCACUGAGGAGGCCCUUCAAGGUAUGAACACUCCGGUCGAUCCGGCAGACCCCAACACGUGGCCAAAACCAGCUUUUUCGGGAGGCUCUGCGAUUACGGUGUUUUUGGUAAUUUUAAUCGGUGCGUUCUCGUUGGGCCAGGUGAUCCCCAACUGCACGGCCUUGAUCAAGGCGUGCACAGCAGCUGCCGAUUUGGAAGAACUAAUUGGAAGAACCUCACAUAUUGACCCCCUCGCUGGCGGCGGGCGCACGGACGUCCAACUGGAUGGCGACAUCGAGUUCAAGAACGUUGCAUUUUCUUACCCCACGAGACCAGAAAGGCCUAUUUUCACGAAUCUGAAUCUUCGUAUCCCUGCUGGAAAAUCUGUUGCACUUGUCGGAGGAUCUGGCUGUGGCAAGUCAACAGUAUUGCAGCUGCUUCAACGAAUGUAUGACUGCGACAAGGGAACUAUUACCGUUGGUGGCGUCCCGGUGAAGGACAUAAAUGUUGCGACGUUAAGAAGCCAUAUGGGCGUUGUCAGUCAAGAGCCGUGCCUUUUCUCAACGACGGUCAGAAAAAACAUCGAGAUGGGAUCUCCGCAGCCGGUGUCCUUGGAGGAGGUUGUGGAUGCCGCAAAGCAAGCGAAUGCUGACGGAUUCAUUACCCGUUUCCCUGAAGGAUAUGAGACAGACUGUGGCGCAUACGGCGGGCAGCUGUCUGGUGGCCAGAAGCAGCGCAUUGCCAUCGCGAGAGCGCUGAUCCGUCGCCCCAGUAUUUUGAUUUUCGACGAAGCCACAUCUGCACUGGACACACAGUCGGAAAAGAUUGUUCAGGAAGCGUUGGACAACCUCGUUGCAACGAGCAAAGCAACAACCUUGAUCGUGGCGCAUCGUCUUAGCACCAUCCAGAAUGCGGACCUUAUUGUCGUCUUAGAGCCUUCUGCUAAUGGAGCGACUGUUGUGCAGCAAGGGACUCACCAUCAGCUUAUGAAGGACCCAGAAGGACUGUACUACCACUUGGUGUCUAGUCAAGUGGUCCCCCGUGUUGAUGAAUUGGAGGAGGAGGAGGAGACAGUAGAAGAAACUCCACCAGUACAUGGCGAUACGCUUUUGGAGGGGGCCCAGAGCAUGCGCCAUGUAGGCUCUCGCGUUGCUAAGUGGGCCUUGGUCCUUGUCGGUUUGGGUUUGGCUCAAGGCUUAACAGACUCAGUCAAGAUGUAUGGAAUCGAUUAUUGCGGAUAUAAGGUGGCAACUAUCUUGAGGGACAGGGCGUUUGUUCAGACGGUCCACCAAAACAUCGCCUUCUUUGAUGCACCAGAAAACAAUGCGGGGAAGCUCUGCAGCAUUCUGAGCGCGGACGUGCUGGAUGUCAAGACUGGGUGUACUGGCAACGUUGUUUCCAUGGUUCAAGUAUUCGCUGCGCUCACCACGGGUCUUGUCAUCGCGUUCUGUGGCGACUGGAGGCUGGCGCUGGUGAUCCUUGCUUUUUGUGUCUUGCUGAUUCCAGCCAACAUCAUAGAAGCUAAGAUGAGCAGCCCUGCAGCAACGCACACAGUGCGGCCAGGAGUUGAGAAUCAAGGAUCCCCAGCCAUUAUGAACCAGGCGACUUCUGGAAUUCGUGUUGUAUGCGCGUUUGGUCUAGAAGAGGUAGAAUAUGGCCAGGCAGCCUGCGUCCCUCUCUCUCUGCGACAGGAAACGCAGCGUUUUGUAGCGGACGGCGGUGCUUCCCCCUCGGCAGAAAAGAAGUUAGGAGGCUGCCUUCACGUUGUUGCUUCUGCGAUGCUGUGUGGUGCGGUGGACUGCUUGGCGCCAGAGGUUCAUCAAGAGUUACUCUGCGAGCAUCCAGUCGGAGCAUGCAACAAAGAUCAAAGAAGGCAUCGUUCUGGGGCUUGCUUACGGCUUCAGUCAAGUGCGGCUAGGGGCACGCAUGUUAGGGAGCAGGCCGAACACGGUGCAGGGCAGAACAGAACCCUGCAAAAACGCCAAACAAGCACUGUGGGGGGACUGUUGCGCGCUCAGGCCAUCCUUUCCCUGACAUUCGCGGUAUCUUCUGUUGGACAAACCGUCCUCUUUACCACAGAUUCUUCGAAAGCAGCAGCCGCAGGUCAUCGCGUGUUCGGCCUUAUCGACCGGGUGUCGGAGAUUGAUGUGCGUGACUCGGGAGGAAAGCUUCUAACCCACGAGAGCUUUACUGGGGCAGUGGAGCUUGACCGCAUCAACUUCACCUAUCCAACAAGGCCAGAGAAUAGGGUGUACCGAAACUUGAGCUUCUCUAUCAAGGCAGGCGAAUCAGUUGCGUUGGUGGGAGCCUCAGGAUGCGGAAAGUCUACGAUUGUUCAGCUCGUGGAGCGGUUCUAUGACUUGAGAAGCAGCCACCACGUGCACGCAGUGCCGCACGCCAUGACGAAGGCCUCUCUUACAGGAGGCGGACGACAGCGCAGCGCUGGUGGACACGAAGGGAGGAUUCUGCUAGACAAUGACGAUAUUCGUGAUCUCAACGUUGUGUCUGUUCGCCAACAGGAGGGGCUUGUUAGCCAGGAGCCUGUCUUGUUCGACAUGACCGUAGAAGAAAACAUCGCUAUUUCCAAGCCAGGAGCUACCAUGGCCGAGGUCCAAGAAGCCGCGGAGAUAGCGAAUGCCGCGGGUUUUAUUUCCUCGUUCCCCAAUGGCUAUCAAACGAACGUAGGGAGAGGGGGUGCACAACUCUCUGGUGGGCAGAAACAGCGCAUCGCAAUCGCAAGAGCAUUGAUUCGGAAGCCUCGGCUUUUGAUUUUAGACGAGGCAACGUCGGCUCUCGACGCAGAAAGUGAACGGAUCGUCCAAAAAACUAUUGACGAUUUGCUUGCCAAAGAGAAGCGCAGCACCAUCAUUGUCGCCCACAGGCUGUCUACCGUCCGUAAUGCCGACAAGAUUGUAGUGCUGACCAACGAAGACAGGACAGGAAGCCGUGUGGCCGAAGUGGGCACACAUGACGAGUUGAUACAGAAGAAGGGCGGCCUGUAUAGAACCCUUGUGGGGCUAGCAGCAAUCCAGUCAGAGUAA
Messenger RNA from Cyclospora cayetanensis, 4074 nucleotides. Its product is annotated as ABC transporter B family member 21. The record is from RefSeq and is a predicted model, not a curated record. The transcript is spliced from 29 exons. Gene Ontology annotation, molecular function: ATP binding; ABC-type transporter activity; ATP hydrolysis activity. Gene Ontology annotation, cellular component: membrane. The coding region runs from base 1 to 4074 and encodes 1357 amino acids. Lineage: Eukaryota; Apicomplexa; Conoidasida; Eucoccidiorida; Eimeriidae. Gene Ontology annotation, biological process: transmembrane transport.